This is a messenger RNA of Rhodamnia argentea, 1873 nucleotides long. RefSeq lists its product as uncharacterized. Lineage: Eukaryota; Viridiplantae; Streptophyta; Magnoliopsida; Myrtales; Myrtaceae. The record is from RefSeq and is a predicted model, not a curated record.
AGAGAGAGAGAACGUUAAAACAGGCGAGCUUUUAAGUAGAUGAUUCAUCGCAGGCUCUGAAGUUAGAUGUUCACGAAGAGCUCUCUCUCUCUCUCUCUCUCUCUAUCUCUCUGUCUACUGUCGCUGUGCUUCUCUCUCUAAAAUACUUCUCGUCGAGGACCUCCGCACGGACCAGCGCCAGCUUCACACUCGGCAUUCACAUCUUCUGAGGGACGUCUGAGGAUGGAUCCGUGCCCCUUCGUCCGCCUGAUCGUUGAGUCUCUGUCCCUCAAGCUCCCCGUCGACCAGUCCAAGCCCGCCGUCGCCGGCGGGGGGAUCCACCCCUCCGCCACCCCCUGCUUCUGCAAGCUCCGCCUCAAGAACUUCCCCCCACAGACCGCCCUCCUCCCGUUGUCCUCCUCUUCCUCCUCCGCUGCGGACCCGCCGGACACCGCCACCUCCGCCCCCGGAUUCCACGUCGACCCCGCCGCGCUCCGCCGGCUCUCCGGCAAGCCCUUCGCACUCCGGGUCUCCGUCUACUCUGGCCGGAUGGGGGGCCGGACCUGCGGGGUCAGCGGCGGGAAGAAGCUGCUGGGGCGGGUCCAGGUCAGCGUCAGCCUCGACGGGGCCCAGGCCCGGCCCGUCGUCUUCCAGAGCGGGUGGCUGAAGCUCGGGCCCGCGCCAGGCAAGCCCGCGCCCGCGAGGCUCCACCUGGUGGUCCGGUCGGAGCCCGACCCGAGGUUCCUGUUCCAGUUCGGCGGCGAGCCGGAGCUCAGCCCGGUCGUGUACCAAAUCCAGGGGAGCAACAUUCGGCAGCCGGUCUUCAGCUGCAAGUUCAGCGCCGACCGGAAUUGCAGAUCCCGAUCAUUGCCAUCGGAUUUCACCAACACCAGAGGAUGGAUGAGGACUUUGUCUGGGGAGCGAGAACGGCAGAGCCGGGAGCGGAAGGGGUGGAUGGUCACGAUCCACGACCUCUCGGGCUCGCCCGUGGCGGCCGCCUCGAUGGUGACCCCUUUUGUGCCCUCCCCAGGCUCCGACCGGGUCUCCAGGUCGAACCCCGGCGCGUGGCUCAUCCUCCGCCCCAACGGGUACUCGGUCAGCAGCUGGAAGCCGUGGGGCCGGCUCGAGGCGUGGCGGGAGCGGGGCCCCACGGACGGACUGGGGUACAAGUUCGAGCUGGUCAUGGAGGGCGGGCCCACGAGGGGGAUCCCCAUAGCCGAGGCGACAAUGAGCGUCAAGAAGGGCGGGCAGUUCAGCAUCGACGUCGGGUCGAGCCUGAAGUCGCCCGUGAAGGGCUUCGUGAUGGCGUCCACGGUGGAGGGAGAGGGGAAGACGAGCAAGCCAGCAGUGCAGGUGGGCGUGCAGCAUGUGACCUGCAUGCCCGACGCCGCCCUCUUCAUUGCGCUCUCCGCCGCCAUCGACCUCAGCAUGGACGCGUGCCACCUGUUCUCGCAUAAGCUGAGGAAAGAACUAUGCCAUGAUGAUCAAGAUUGCUAUACCUGAGAAAGCAAAACAUCUGAAUUUGAAACAUAUGCCCCUGCUAACCAAUUUUUCCGCAGUGACGACUGAUCAGUACUUCCUCGCCCCGAAGAGAAAAAAACUUCGGGUUUGAGCGGAAAAGACAUCAUUGCGUGCUUCGCAAAUUUCUCUUGCCGCGAUCACGAUUGCUUCUUCGAUUGGAUUUUUGAUGAUUUUGGUACUUGUAGAGUUGGGGAGUUUGAUACUGGUGCUGUCAAUACCGACACUUUUGGAGGGGUUCUCUCUUUUGCUGGAGACAAGUUUUUUCUUUUUCUUCUUCUUUUUGUAUAAUUUACUUAUCGUAAUUGUACAGACAGGGAGGUCUGGGUUUGCUACAGUUGCUUGUUCAUAUGAAUAUAUUAACUGAUUCUUUGAA